Ceratotherium simum simum (southern white rhinoceros) is the source of this 1598-nucleotide messenger RNA. Lineage: Eukaryota; Metazoa; Chordata; Mammalia; Perissodactyla; Rhinocerotidae. The record is from RefSeq and is a predicted model, not a curated record.
UUCUUGGCCCAGUUUGCGUUUGCUUUGGGGUAGACGGGUGUGCGUGUGUUGACACUGGCGAGUUGACCCGGUUUGCCCGGAGAUUAAGCGUCUGGCGUAACAGCUGAGGCCUGAGUGGACGCCCACACCUCGAGGCAGGAUAUUUUACUUCAAAUAAAGGACAUGGUGAAACUGAUUCACACAUUAGCCGAUCAUGAUGAUGAUGUCAACUGCUGUGCUUUCUCCUCUGCCCUCUUGGCUACUUGCUCCUUGGACAAAACAGUCCGCCUGUAUUCCCUAAGUGACUUCAGCGAAUUGCCACACUCUCCAUUGAAGUUUCACACCUAUGCUGUCCACUGCUGUUGUUUCUCCCCUUCAGGACAUAUUUUAGCUUCAUGUUCAACAGAUGGUACCACUGUCCUGUGGAAUACUCAAAGUGGACAGACUUUGGCCGUGAUGGAACAGCCCAGUGGUAGCCCCGUGAGGGUUUGCCGGUUUUCCCCAGACUCCACUUGUUUGGUGUCAGGGGCAGCUGAUGGAACGGUUGUUAUGUGGAAUGCACAGUCAUACAAGUUAUAUAGAUGUGGUAGUGUUAAGGAUGGCUCCUUGGUGGCCUGUGCAUUUUCUCCUAGUGGAAACCUCUUUGUCACUGGCUCCUCAUGUGGAGAUUUAACAGUGUGGGAUGAUAAAAUGAGGUGUCUGCAUAGUGAAAAAGCACAUGAUCUUGGAAUUACCUGCUGCGAUUUUUCUUCACAGCUAGUUUCCGAUGGAGAACAAGAUCUUCAGUUUUUUCGAUUGGCAUCAUGUGGUCAGGAUUGCCAGAUCAAAAUUUGGGUUGUUUCUUUUACACAUGGCUUAGGUUUUGAAUUAAAAUAUAAAAGUACACUGAGUGGGCACUGUGCUCCUGUUCUGGCUUGUGCCUUUUCUCAUAAUGGGCAGAUGCUAGUCUCGGGAUCAGUGGAUAAGUCUGUCAUAGUGUAUGAUACUAAUACUGAGAAUAUACUUUACACAUUGACUCAGCACACCAGGUAUGUCACAACUUGUGCCUUUGCACCCAAUAUCCUUUUACUUGCUACUGGUUCAAUGGACAAAACAGUGAACAUCUGGCAAUUUGACCCGGAAACACUUUGCCAAGGGAGUGCAGAAGAUCAACCGAAGCAAUUUAUUGAAGAUUGGUCAGAGGACGAUGUCUCAACCUGGCUCUGUGCACAAGAUUUAAAAGACCUUGUUGGUAUUUUCAAAAUGAACAACAUUGAUGGAAGAGAACUGUUGAAUCUUACAAAAGAAAGUCUGGCUGAUGAUUUGAAAGUUGAAUCUCUGGGGCUGCGUAGUAAAGUUCUGAGGAAAAUUGAAGAGCUCAGGACAAAGGUGAAAACCCUUUCUUCUGGAAUUCCUGAUGAAUUUAUAUGUCCAAUAACUAGGGAGCUUAUGAAAGAUCCUGUCAUUGCAUCAGAUGGCUAUUCAUAUGAAAAGGAAGCAAUGGAGAAUUGGAUCAGCAAAAAGAAACGUACAAGUCCCAUGACAAAUCUUAUUCUUCCUUCAGUGGUACUUAUACCGAAUAGGACUCUGAAAAUGGCCAUCAAUCGGUGGCUAGAGACACAUCAAAAAUAAAAUUGUUU